This is a messenger RNA of Lachancea nothofagi CBS 11611, 1203 nucleotides long. Lineage: Eukaryota; Fungi; Ascomycota; Saccharomycetes; Saccharomycetales; Saccharomycetaceae. The record is from the annotation of a GenBank genome assembly.
AUGAGGCAAUUCUCGGAGUACAAGGAUGUUAUUCAGGCUGGCGAUUUAGUUCUUAUCUGGAUUUCUAGAGAUAACAUCAAACCUGUGACAAUUGCCACUGGCGCUACUUUCAAUACGAGAUAUGGUUCUUUCCCUCACGAUGACAUGAUUGGGAAGCCAUUUGGAUCUCAGAUCGCAGUAAGAACUAGGGGCUCCAACAAGUUUGGCUUUGUGCAUGUUUUACAACCCACAGCAGAGCUUUGGACGCUAUCGCUGCCUCACAGAACUCAGAUCGUGUACACUCCUGACUCCUCCUACAUCAUGCAACGAAUGCAAUGUAGCCCGCACUCCAGGGUGAUUGAGGCGGGAACUGGAUCAGGAUCCUUCUCUCAUGCUUUUGCGCGAACCGCUGGAUAUGUGUUUUCUUAUGAAUUUCACAAAAUGCGUUACGAACAGGCUAGACAGGAGUUUGAAGAACAUGAUUUACUACGUGAUGGUAAUCUCGCGAUUACGCACAGGGACGUGUGCCAGGAUGGGUUCAGCAUAAAAAAGGGUGACACUACGACGUUUUUUGAUCACGAGCAAUUCAGUGGUCAACAAGAACUUGCACAAGUUGACGCUAACGUCGUAUUCUUAGAUUUACCAGCCCCUUGGGAUGCUAUCCCACACCUCGACAAAGUCAUAUCUCAGGACUCUAAAGUGAGCUUGUGCUGUUUCUCUCCCUGCAUAGAACAAGUCGACAAAACUCUUGAAGUAUUGGAAAAGAAAGGUUGGACCGAAGUUGAAAUGGUAGAGAUUCAAGGCAGGCAGUAUGAAUCUCGUAGGCAAAUGGUGAGACGCUUAGAUGACGCUUUGCAAAGGCUUCGUGAUGUCAAAGAGCGCAAACAAGUGGGUGUAGAAAGACGGAAAAGGAUGUUCAACAAGCUGAUUAGCGAUGAAGAAGAAACCUUUGAAGAGAGACCAGAAACGCCCAAGACACAAUACAACCCAUUCGGUAAAGGCUCUCGAGUCAAAGAGGGCGACUUGAAUUUUCAAUGGAAAGAGGUGUCCAAAGUAGAAGCCGAAGUUAAGUCACACACUUCUUACCUCACAUUUGCAUCAAAAAUAGUCAGAAAAACUAGGGAUGAAAAACUCGCCGCCAAAGCUUUUGCAGAGGUUCAAGAUGUUGUACCCGAAAGCGCGCUUCCGAGUAAGCGUGAAAAGAAGCGUCUUCUGAAAAGUUGA